AUGCCUAUCCACAUUACCUUUAUAGGCACCGCCACGGCCGUUAUCGAAAUGAACGGCGUCAACUUUCUUACCGACCCUUUUUUCUCUCCCGCUGGGAGGGUAUGGGACCUGGGCGUUGCUCUCCUCAAGGUCAGCAAUGACCCUGGUCUUCAGAUGAAUCAACUGCCGCCGAUUGACGCUGUUCUCCUGAGCCAUGAGGAUCACCCUGACAACCUGGACGAUUUUGGCCGUCAACUGCUCGAUGGGCGUCGCGUUUUCACGACACAGGACGGUGCCAAGAACCUCGCCCCUCGCCCUGGAGUGGCUGGUAUGUCUCCCUGGGAGACCAAGCCCGUAUACCUCAAUGGCCAGCGGUACGAGAUUACAGCUACUCCGUGCGUGCAUAUGCCAGGUGGCGAAUGUACCGGGUUUGUGAUUACCACGGUUGACUUCGGUGAAAACGGUGGUCUUCCUAACGCUAUUUGGUUUUCGGGAGAUACGGUAUAUAUCGAAGAGCUCCAGGAAAUCAAAAAAAAGUUCCAUAUCAGCGUCGCUAUUAUGAAUAUCGGUGGUGCUAAAGGGCCUAAUGACGUCCCGCUUACUGUUGAUGGCAAGGAUGCCAGCCGAAUCUUUAAAGAGAUUGGGGCUGAUACUUUGGUCCCAAUGCAUUACGAGUCGUGGGGGCAUUUCACUGAGAACGAGGAAGCUUUGCGAAGGGCUUUUGAGCAGUCUGGUAUUGCGGAUCGCAUCUGCUGGCUAGAGCCAGGGAAGAAAACAAAGGUCCUUUGA
Aspergillus pseudonomiae is the source of this 768-nucleotide messenger RNA. RefSeq names its product MBL fold metallo-hydrolase. The transcript has a single exon. Lineage: Eukaryota; Fungi; Ascomycota; Eurotiomycetes; Eurotiales; Aspergillaceae. The record is from RefSeq and is a predicted model, not a curated record. The coding region runs from base 1 to 768 and encodes 255 amino acids.